Molecule: messenger RNA, 2426 nt
Organism: Pseudoliparis swirei
Lineage: Eukaryota; Metazoa; Chordata; Actinopteri; Perciformes; Liparidae
Product: serine/threonine-protein kinase D3-like
Exons: 18
Coding region: 1-2406 (801 amino acids)
Biological process (GO): protein phosphorylation
Molecular function (GO): protein serine/threonine kinase activity; ATP binding
Source: RefSeq, a predicted model, not a curated record
AUGUCCUCCGUGACUCCCUCCGGCCCCACCGGGUUCACGGCGCCGGUUCUGGUCCAGUUCCAGCUGGGCCUGUUCAGGGAGGUGGUCCGAGUCCCGGCCGGCAACCGGAGCUACCGCCAUGCCACGAGGCUGGCGGCAGAGGUCAUAGAGCGCAAGGCUCCAGACUGCAGCGUGGUGGGUGUCGGGGAGAAGGUUCUGCUGUUCAGGCAUCGGUCCGCCUCCGAGCAGCUUCUGCAGCGUCUGACGGACGAAGACGAGCUGCAGGACGGAGACUUCAUCGAGGUCAUCGUCGCAGGAUCAGCGUCGGUGACGGAGGUGAGGAUCCGCCCCCACGCGCUGGUGGUCCAGUCGUACCGGACUCCCACGUUCUGCCACCACUGCGGGGAAAUGUUGUGGGGCCUCGUACGGCAGGGGUUAAAAUGUGACGGCUGCGGUUUGGACUUUCAUAAGCGUUGUGCGUUCCUGUUGCCUAGCGACUGCAGCCGGGCGCGGCGGCAGGUCAGCACCAGCCUGUCGCUGUUCCCCCCCCGACGACCCCGCACGCACUCGCUGUCCAAUCAGGCGGGAGGCAGCCUGGAAGAGAUCAGCAUGUCCAAGCCCUCCCGGCCCGUGUCGUGGGCGGAGCCUCCCGUGUGGCUGGGGGUCGGCCCCGGCGACGCCAGCGGGGUCCGGGUCCCUCACACCUUCCACAUCCACAGCUACACCAAACCCACCGUGUGCCAGUGCUGCCACCGGCUGCUCCGGGGGCUCUUCAGACAAGGGCUGCAGUGCUCAGACUGCCGGUUCAACUGCCACCGGCGCUGCGAGCUGCUGGUCCCCAGGGACUGUCCAGGGGAGAGGAGGGGCCUCGACGGGGAAGAAUGCACAGCGGCGGGUCACAGCUGCCCAGCAGACCCGGAGGACAACGAUUCACAGACGACCGAAAUCUCCGACGACGAGGCGUCCGGAGACGGAGACGUGGCGACCGAGGCCGAGGAAGACGAGCAACCGCGGGAGCCGAUGAGUCCAUGUUUCAGCAGCUACAUCCCUCUGAUGAGGCUCGUCCAGUCAGUGCAUCACUCAAAGAAAAGAGUGGGAGGAGUCCUGAAAGAGGGAUGGCUGCUGCAUCACACCGACUGUGACACACUGAGGAAACGUCAUUACUGGAUCUUGGACUGGAAGAGCAUCACCCUGUACCAGAAUGAGAGCAGCACCAAGUACUACAAGGAGAUCGCUCUGUCCGAGGUGCUGCAGGCCCGAGGCCCCGCCCACCUCGCCGUGCCCCCGUUGCCAGGCGACGGCGGCCACACCUUGGAGGUGGUCACGGCCUCGCUGGUGUACUGCGUGGCGGCCGGAGAGAGCGGGCCGGCCUGGGAGAGCGCCAUCCGCCGGGCUCUGAUGCCCGUGCAGAGCAGCGGAGAGGAGAGCCGCGAUAAAAAUCUGACGCUGUGCAGUGACGGCGUGGACAUCGGCUCGGUGUAUCAGAUCUCCACAGACGAGGUGCUCGGCUCGGGGCAGUUCGGAGUCGUGUACAAAGGCACUCACAGGAAGUCGGGUCGGCUGGUCGCCAUCAAGGUCAUCGACAAGACGCGCUUCGCCACCCGGCAAGAGACGCAGCUCAGGAGCGAAGUGGCCAUUUUACAGAAUCUGUCCCACCUCGGCGUGGUUCUGUCGGAGGGGAUGUUCGAGACGCCGGAGUACGUCUUUGUCGUCAUGGAGAUGCUCCACGGGGACAUGCUGGAGAUGAUCCUGUCCAGCGAGCGAGGCCGACUCCCUGAACGCAACACGCGCUUCCUGGUCGCGCAGAUCCUGGAGGCUCUGCGCUACCUGCACCUCAAGCAGGUCGCCCACUGCGACCUCAAGCCGGAGAACGUGCUGCUGGCCUCCAACCAGGCGCUUCCUCAGGUCAAGCUGUGCGACUUCGGCUUCGCCCGCAUCAUCGGCGAGAAGUCUUUCCGCCGCUCGGUGGUGGGCACGCCGGCCUACCUGGCGCCCGAGGUCAUCGGCAACGGCGGCUACAACCGCUCCCUGGACAUGUGGUCCGUGGGCGUCAUCAUGUACGUGAGCCUGAGCGGCACGUUCCCCUUCAACGAGGACGAGGACGUCCGGCAGCAGAUCACCAACGCCGCCUUCAUGUUCCCGCGGCAACCGUGGGCCUCCGUGUCUCUGGAGGCUGUGAGUCUCAUCAACAACCUGCUGCAGGUGUCGGUCAGACGGAGGUUCACCGUGGGCAAAACACUGGGACACCCCUGGCUGCAGGACUUCCAGCUGUGGUGCGACCUCCGGGAGUUCGAGCUGAGGCUGGGCGUCAGGUACCUGACGCACCGCGGGGACGAGGAGCGCUGGGCGCGCCACGCCCGGGAAAAGGGCCUGGACUUCCCGUCCCACCUCGGCCGGGACCCCGACGACGACGACCCCGAAGUGUGACCUCUGGGUCGGGGGGGGGG